AUGCAUGGAUUGGCUCUGCCUCUAACACCACAUCCACAGCCGCACACCCUCUUCUUCUUCAACCUCUCUUCGACUUCAAGAUCUCUGCUUUACCUGCAAAACCGACCCAAAUCUUCGAUACCCAUUUUCAGAAAAGCCGACUUGAACCUCCUCGUGUUCUCUUCUCGGUCUUCCACUCCAAGUUUCUCCAAUUUCAAUAGGAAAAGAGGGCGCUUUGUUACCCUUUUGAGAGCGAGCCGCAGAGAGUCUCCUUACCAAGUUUUGGGUGUGUCUCCUUCUGCAACUACCGAUGAGAUCAAAAGGGCUUAUCGGAAACUUGCUCUUAAGUAUCAUCCUGAUGUUAAUAAGGAGGCAAAUGCUCAGGAGAAAUUUAUGAGGAUUAAACAUGCCUAUAAUACAUUGUUGAGUUCUAAAUCUCGGGGAAAAUAUGACUCGAAUUUUGGAUCUGACUAUUCCUAUUCUUCUUCUCAAAGAAGCCAAAGUAAGAACUCUCAAGAUGAAGAAGAGUUUUAUGGAUUCGAGGACUUCUUUAAAGACCUUCAAGAAGAAUUCCAGAACUGGGAAGCAAGCACUUCUUCACAAGGAAAACCGAAGAGUCUAUGGGAAGAAUUGGGGGAGAUUGGAGAAGAAUUUGUGGAAUUUCUUGAGAAAGAACUCAACAUAACGGAUCCAGAAGUUGAAGAAAAUAACAAUAAGGAAGGCAAUCCUUUCAGAAGUUCUGGGACACAGAGAACUGGAAGUGGUAAUCAAAAUGAAGCCGGUAAGGGGAGCAGCAUCGAGGAGAAUAUUGACGAGAUAGAAGCUACUCUUGCCCAUUUGGUAGAAAGCAAAGUUGGAGGGAAGGAAAAGGAAGAGAUUGAUGGGGUGUUUGUUGUUUGCUAG
Prunus armeniaca (apricot) is the source of this 882-nucleotide messenger RNA. The record is from the annotation of a GenBank genome assembly. NCBI's taxonomy places the organism in Eukaryota, Viridiplantae, Streptophyta, Magnoliopsida, Rosales, Rosaceae.